AUGGAGAUUGCUCCCGUUGCAUACUACGACAACUUGAAGAGGUACUGGAGAAGGAGAAGGUACCAGAGGCUCAAUGGUGACACCAAGAAGAAGAUGAGGGUCACAAGGCUUGGCGGAGCCAAAACUACCAGAAGGAUUUGGAAGCUCAGAAGCGCCAUGCCAAAGCUCAGGCUGAUGAAGUUUGUCUCCCCACUUAAGCUCUUGACAAAGUUCCACGAUGCUUACGUUGACAUGAUGUAUCGGAUGGCCGGCAACGCUGCCAGUAUCGGAGGGGUUUCGGGGAAGAAGGUUGCGAAAGCUCAAGACCAGAUUUCAAUUGCUUCAUGUGGGGAGGAAGUUGAUGGUAGAUUGGUUUUGGAAAUAUACAAGAGAUUGGCUGCUUCUCGCCAAUUAUUGAUUGAUUAUUGA
Prunus persica (peach) is the source of this 408-nucleotide messenger RNA. RefSeq lists its product as uncharacterized. The record is from RefSeq and is a predicted model, not a curated record. The coding region runs from base 1 to 408 and encodes 135 amino acids. Lineage: Eukaryota; Viridiplantae; Streptophyta; Magnoliopsida; Rosales; Rosaceae. The transcript has a single exon.